Colletotrichum acutatum is the source of this 835-nucleotide messenger RNA. RefSeq names its product endoribonuclease L-PSP. The coding region runs from base 115 to 507 and encodes 130 amino acids. The transcript is spliced from 2 exons. The record is from RefSeq and is a predicted model, not a curated record. NCBI's taxonomy places the organism in Eukaryota, Fungi, Ascomycota, Sordariomycetes, Glomerellales, Glomerellaceae.
CUUAUAUCAUAUCCACCACGUCCUUUUCCCUUUCCUUCCACAAAUACACUUGACAUACACACCAUCUCGCAUCAGUUCGCAUCAACCUUUCUUCGGCCCUUCUUUCAGCCCAUCAUGUCUCGAAGAAACAUCAGCUCAGGUUCUGCCUUUGAGGCACAAAUCGGCUACUCCCGUGCAGUGGUCUCGGGCGAUCUCAUCUUCGUGUCUGGAACCACGGGCUACAACUAUGCAACAGGCGUCAUAUCCCCCAACAUUGUUGAGCAGGCGGAGCAGACAAUGGAGAACAUCGCCGCCGCCCUCGCCGAGGCCGGCGCCGAGAUCAAGGACGUGGUGCGCGUCCGCUACAUCCUCCCCGACCGCAACGACUUUCAAAAGACCUGGCCGGUGCUUCAAAAGUACUUUGGCGAGGUCCGCCCCGCAGCCACCAUGAUCCAGGCGGCGUUGAUGGAGGAUGUGAUGAAGAUUGAGAUUGAGGUCACGGCCAAGAAGGAGACUGCCAGUUCAUAGUGGAAGCACUGCACUGGAAAAUGAGGAGUCUAGAACUCGUUUGAGAAGGUGAGGUCGUCUGGUGGCUUCUAGUCUCGUGGGGAGCCUCGAUACCAAAAUGCUUUGGGCGGGACGACUUGGGUGUGAAGAAAACAGCCAGGUAGUGAAAUAUCUUCAUGAGCGAGAUGUAUGAGCAGAUUGAAUUGAGCCGUCGCUUGGCCAGUAUAUUUUACCCAAGCAAGGAAGUAGCUUGACCCAUUUCCAAGAGCCUAUGAUCACCUUCACAAUAGACAAAACGACCUUGACGUGAUGCCACCGUGCCUUUAGCAUAACAUCAAGAUGUAACCUG